Molecule: messenger RNA, 2747 nt
Organism: Balaenoptera musculus (blue whale)
Lineage: Eukaryota; Metazoa; Chordata; Mammalia; Artiodactyla; Balaenopteridae
Gene: UBE2I
Product: ubiquitin conjugating enzyme E2 I
Exons: 7
Coding region: 1707-2183 (158 amino acids)
Biological process (GO): protein sumoylation
Cellular component (GO): nucleus
Molecular function (GO): SUMO conjugating enzyme activity
Source: RefSeq, a predicted model, not a curated record
AAACGCGGGCGCGUUUGGGGGGUGGCGUGUGAUGUCUAGAAAUGAAAACAAGUCUGAGCUCUUGCGCCUCCGGAGCUCCGCUCCCAGUUGGUGGGACUCUGAGUGUUAGCACUCCCCUUUACGGGGAGAUUCACUCUCAAGCCUGCUUUGUACCAAUUGCACGGAGGCUGGAACUGGUAGUUAGGCGAGUAGGAGGAAGGCGAGGCAAUGAUUAGCUGGAAUCAUGGUAACGACUAGCACCUGCUCCUAAAUCACGGAAUUAAUUGGUCUGGUUUGUAUGAUUUGGAAGUAAGCUUAGUUCCUCAGUUAGCAAAGUUACUGUUCUGUGUUUGCGGAGCUGGCUUUUGUUGGUCUCCUUUUAAAGCCUGUAGUCCUAAAUGUUUCUUGCUCUUAAGGAAACCGUGCCUUUGGAUAGAAAACUUACCCAACAGAAAAGGGAGAUGGAUCCCAAGUUUGUCCUGACUUGUUUAUGGCCUUUCGGGUGGUUUAGGCGUGAAUUCUGUAUCUUGUUGCACCUUUGUCUGGUGAGUCUUGCUGGGGGUUUGGGGCCUUGCUUCAGAAACGGCUUGGGGUCCUAGGAAGUAAUGUCAGGAAAGAACAGAGAACUGCACCUGGUCUGGAGUGUCUCCUGAGUGCAGGGUGCCUGCAUCAGGUGAAGCUAGUGGCUUCCCCUGGGGAGUUUACGUUUGGGUGAAAAAGACCCAUCCAGGGCUGCUGAUCCUUUAUCAGUUUUAUCCCCAGCCAACCUGUGGGGGUCACAGUACUAUUGUCCAUUUUACAGGUGAGAAGGUUGAGGGUGGGGGAGAGAAGCCACUCGCCCACAUGUGCAGCCAGUAAGUGGCUCUGAAGUCUGUGCUGUCAACUAGAAGAGCGGGUUCAAGUACAGCCUGAUCUGGAAGAAGAUGACGGCAGAUUUCCAGGGUCUCCCUGGAGAACCCGGGUCCUCCCCUGCAGGCUCUCUGUAGCAGUUCAUAGAUAUCUUAUCUUCAUAUCUUAAUGAUUUUGUUGUUCUAAAGCGUCUAGUAACACUUAACUGCUCCUUAAGUGCCUCUCUGUUGUUUGGGGAAGGCAGAUUCGAUCCUAAGUGGGAUUCUGAAGGAGUGGCUCCAUGUUGUAAUUAAAAUGUACCAAAUUGGCUGCUUUCUUCUGGGGAGCAGGAGGCCAGACCUCUGCCUGGGACAGUGCAGGUGUGCACCUGUGGCUGUUUGCCCUGGUGGUGGAAGCGGUCUUUUUGGUUCCCGCUCUGGUCCGUUGGCACCCCUAAGGAAGGGGCUGCAGGAACUUCUGUGGGGACCCACCCCCCAUUACCUUUCGCACCUGAGACAACCACAGCUGGUGCUUGGACAGGGCCUGCAGAGGCAGCUUUGUCCGUUGUCAGCAGAAGAGGUGGCCUGUGGUGGGGUCCUGGCACGCGGUCAGCAGACAGGCGGUGCUCAGGAUUGCCCUCCUGGCCUCGCCUGCGUCCUGGCCCAGCCCUGCCCCUCCAGAGCCGCCCGAGUGCUGGCUUGCCCAUUCCGGAAUCCACGGAUCCUCGGCGUCCAGAGUGCUGCCCUGGGGCUCCAGAAACCAGUCUUGACACCUGGCCGAGCACAGACUCAGGAACCUCACGCCAGCUGCUUGUCUUCUGCUGCUGAACUUCUGCGUUCAUUAGUUCAGAGGUGGCCGCCAGCCUAUGCUGCGUGCUCUGCCCUGGCUGGGACGCAAACAUGUCGGGGAUCGCCCUCAGCAGACUCGCCCAGGAGAGGAAAGCUUGGAGAAAAGACCACCCGUUUGGUUUUGUGGCCGUCCCAACAAAAAAUCCCGACGGCACGAUGAACCUCAUGAACUGGGAGUGCGCCAUUCCCGGGAAGAAGGGGACUCCGUGGGAAGGAGGCUUGUUUAAACUACGGAUGCUGUUCAAAGACGAUUAUCCAUCCUCACCUCCGAAAUGCAAGUUUGAACCACCGUUAUUUCAUCCGAACGUGUACCCCUCGGGCACAGUGUGCCUGUCCAUCCUGGAGGAGGACAAGGACUGGAGGCCGGCCAUCACGAUUAAGCAGAUCUUAUUAGGAAUACAGGAACUUCUAAAUGAACCAAAUAUCCAAGACCCAGCUCAAGCAGAGGCCUACACGAUCUACUGCCAAAACAGAGUGGAAUACGAGAAAAGGGUUCGAGCACAAGCCAAGAAGUUUGCUCCCUCAUAAGCAGCGACCUGUGGCAUCAUAAAAAGGAAGGGAUUGGUGUGGCAAGAACUUGUUUACAACAUUUUUGCAAACCUAACGUUGCUCUCUACAAUUACUGGUCACCUGGGGAGGGUUGGGCGGGCGCCAUUUUCCAUUUCCGCCACUGGUACAGUCUCGGCUCGCUGAAUCGCCCAGUUUUUCAUACAGGGUCUCUUCCUUCAGUCUUUUGUAUUUUUGAUUGUUAUGUAAAACUUGCUUUUAUUUUAAUAUUGAUGUCAGUAUUUCAACUGCUGUAAAAUUACAAACUUUUAUACUUCAAUGAGUCCCAAGGAGCUAGUUCCUUUGCUCGCGGAUGCAGGCAUGCUUCACGCCGUCUAGAGCUGCACUUAGCCUUCAGCUGGCUGCACGAAACAGAAAAUCAGACCUGCCCCGCCCUGCCGCCUCCUCUCCCAGAGCCCGGCUUGUGUUGCUUACGAGCCUCAGAUCCACAGUCAGCCAGCGUCGCGUUUCCGCAUCACUUCCUUUGUGUUUAUAUGGCGUUUGUCUGUGUUGCUGUUUAGAGUAAAUAAACUGUUUAUAUAAAGG